This is a messenger RNA of Gracilinanus agilis (Agile Gracile Mouse Opossum), 1859 nucleotides long. It is a transcript of the gene VCPKMT, whose product is annotated as valosin containing protein lysine methyltransferase. The record is from RefSeq and is a predicted model, not a curated record. Gene Ontology annotation, biological process: peptidyl-lysine methylation. The transcript has 6 exons. Bases 521 to 1198 code for a protein of 225 amino acids. NCBI's taxonomy places the organism in Eukaryota, Metazoa, Chordata, Mammalia, Didelphimorphia, Didelphidae. Gene Ontology annotation, cellular component: cytosol; cytoplasm. Gene Ontology annotation, molecular function: protein-lysine N-methyltransferase activity.
UCAAAUAUGACCUCAAAACAUUUAUUAGUUGUGAAGCCUUUGGAAAGUCAUUUAACAUCUACCAGCCUCUGUUUUCUCGUCUUUAAUAUGGGAUAACAGACGCACCUACCUCUCAGGAUUGUUGUGAGGAUCAAAUAAAAUAAUCUGUGUAAAAAGUGGCUGACGCAUAGUAAACACUAUGUAAAUGCUAUUAUUAUUACUAUGUGCCAGAAACUAUGCUAAGUGCUGGAAAAACAAACAUAAGCAAAAAGAUUGACAGGCCCUGCCCUCAAGGAGUUUACAUUCUAAAGGAAGAAGGCAAUACAACAUUUUUUCCAUCUAGGUUCAAAAACCUGCAGAAAUCUGUCCACCUGAGGAUUAAGAACCACUUCUCCCGGCUCCGCUUCAUAGCUCUGAUAACAAACCCUUCCCCCUCCGCGGGAAGCCGAAGGACCGACAGAUUACGCACAUGCGCAGGGGCGCAGGCAGGUGGGAGUCUGCAGGGUGCUGGUCUUGUUAGCCGGCUUUAGCUGAGAGGGCAAUGGCGGAAGAUGGGCUAUGCAGCUUUGUGCGGCCACUAGAGAAGCGGGAUGGCACAGUGCUGCGACUCCAACAGUACGGCUCAGGCAGCGUAGGCUGUGUGGUGUGGGACGCCGCCAUCGUCCUGGCCAAGUACCUGGAGACGCAGCACUUUUCGGGCGGUGCUGCACCCGGGACACAGGCUCUGCACCAGAGAUCCGUCCUGGAGCUGGGAGCUGGCACCGGCGCUGUAGGGCUUAUGGCGGCCACCCUUGGGGCAGAUGUUAUAGUCACAGAUCUGGAGGAACUGCAGGACUUGUUGAAGUUAAAUAUUAAAAUGAACGAGCAUCUCAUCACUGGUUCUGUCCAAGCCAAGGUACUGAAAUGGGGUGAAGAAAAAAAAGAUUAUCUCCCUCCACCUGAUUUCAUAUUGAUGGCUGACUGUAUAUACUAUGAAGAGUCUUUGGAGCCAUUGUUAAAGACUUUAAAGGAUUUCAGUGGGCCUAAGACCUGCAUCAUAUGUUGUUAUGAACAACGAACUAUGGGGAAAAAUCCAGAAAUAGAGAAAAAGUAUUUCGAGCUCCUCCAGUUGGAUUUUGACUUGGAAAAGAUUCCUUUGGAGAAACAUGAUGAAGAAUAUCGGAGUGAAGAUAUUCAUAUUUUAUAUAUCAGGAAAAAAAAUGAGAAAUUACAGCUUUGAAACCUUUCAUCAUUUUUUCCAAGUUUGCAACAACUAGAAUAAGCUAAACAUGUGAUUUGGGCUUAUGAGGAUAGCAUGAAAAAAGUUUUCCUCACAUAAUCAUGGCUUAUUGAAGACACUGGAUUUGAAUAAGAGAAAUAGAAAGAUGGGUGCUACUCUGAAUUCAUAAAUGAAUUCUACUAAAAGUCCCCCAAGGUGACCUGCCAGCCUUCCUAAAAGUAGUAGAUUCCCUGCAUGUUGGAUGAGACUGACAUGUAACCAAAGUUGUUGUUUGACCCAACAUGAAAUUCUGUUUUAAAGACCAUUUAGUGGUGGAUCAUGUGUUGGGAAAAAAAUGCUGAGACUGGAAGUCUGCUAAAAUAAUAACUUGGCAUUCUUUCAAGAAUUUGAAGAACAUCGAUUUUAUUUCUUGAAUGGACAGUUUUUGAGCCUCACAGCUGUAAAUUGCUUUCAAUUUAGAUAAAUUCGAAAGGAUCUCAUGGGUUUUAGUUUUGUCCCUUUGUUAGCAGUCUUUGUUUUACAUAUAUUUCCUUUUUGAUUAUAUUUUAAGAUAGGUUUAAUACUUUAAAAUGUCCCAUGGUUUGAAGACAAACUGAGCAGGUUCUCAUUUGUUUUUUGUUUUUUGUUUUUUUUUUAACCCUUAACUUCUGUGUAUUAGUUC